AAAAGGUGUAUGCCUACAGAUGAAUGAAUAGGUUAAAGACCUCUCCAGUAAAUAACGACAUUGCAGGCCUCAAUAAUAUUAUCGGUUUCUUUUCAUAUAUAACAAGUUUCAUGAGGUAAUUCAAUGUGUAAAUCAGAAAUAUUUAUACUUAAAGCGGGGAAUGUUCCAAUGGAAAUCUUGGCGCGUGGGCACGAAGCAAUGGAAGCUUUUAAUGAUGCUCUAGCUGAGGGAGAAGCAGAGGUUAAUCAAGGAAGGACAGUUUUCAUGGGCCUCGAGAGAGUCGGAAAGACCUCUACUAUCAAGUCAUUUUUAAGGAAUACUUUUGAUCCAAAUGAGGAUAUUACGGACGCAAUUGCCAACACAAAGGUGUGUACCCACGAAUUGCACGAUGAAUUGAAUUGGAAGGAAGCACCACCUGAUCAUUGUAAGUAAAGCAAACACUUUUAUACUUUUUGUACAAG
Molecule: messenger RNA, 461 nt
Organism: Anneissia japonica
Lineage: Eukaryota; Metazoa; Echinodermata; Crinoidea; Comatulida; Comatulidae
Exons: 2
Coding region: 124-432 (102 amino acids)
Source: RefSeq, a predicted model, not a curated record